AUGUUUAGACCUGCAGAUGAGCACAGCAUGAGAGUGAAGGUGAAGGUGAUCCGCGUGACAACGCGUUUGCCCCACUUUUGGCUUGUUUGCGCCGGCGCCCAAGUUCACCUGCACCCUCGCCUGCCUUCUCAACCUCCAAGCUCCCACACCUCCCACAGUCGCCCUGGUCUCAUCGUAUGCUGGCAACAUCCUAGGUUAGCUUUCGCCAUGGCAGUCCUUCCAUCCCAGCCUGCCAUUGAAGUGUCCGUCGUAUGCAACGGAGCGGCCCUGCAAGAGUACGAGGAUGAUGAAGAUGCGCCAAACGGUACCGUCAUGACCAAGUACGUCGAAGCUGUCUCAGGCGCAGAGUUUCAUGUCCGUUGGACGAUCACAAAACCAUGGCCUCAGUAUACGAUCUUGUUCGAGCUUUGGCUUGACCAGAAGUACACUGAUAGCGAAUUUGCACAACAAAAGCACUUCAAUGAUCCUUCCUAUAGCUCCACCAUCGAAGGAGCGACCUCGAUGAUCAACGGUCAAAGCUUUCUUCACAAAUUCUGUUUUGCCGCGCUCACUGUUGAUGAGAACAAGGCCGGUCAGCUGGAAAAAAACAUCAUGCAGGACAUCCAGAAAAUGGGCGAGAUAACCGUGAAGGCUUAUUUUGUCAAGAAUCUGAGUCCCUCAGCCACAGUCGACCAGGCUUUACCAAACAAGAUCGAACAAGUCGGGAAAAUCCCAGAGAAGGCACUCAAGGGUAGAACGCUAUCGCAUCAGAUAUCCCUUCGAGCUCCACAAGUCAGAGCUCCGUAUUCAACAUGUAGGUGUGACUACGUCGGCCGCAAAAGAAAGCCUUUCGGGACGUACACCUUCAAGUACCGCUCUAGAGAUGCACUCAAAUCUCUUCUGCUCAUCCCACGAAGCCCCACCCCAGUGCCACUAGAGGACAAAGACGUCGACGCGCUUAGCCCAGAGGAGCUACGGGAGCUCGUCCGUAGACAGCGGGUACGGGAUGCUGCAUCUCGCACUGUAAAGCAAGAAGCGGGCGUCAAGCGCGAACGUCCUAAUGAGAGAAGUAGCGCACUCCCGGACAAUACCGACGACGACGAGCUACUGGUUGUGUCAACGAAGCGGCGACGUGAGACCUAUCCGACCAACACCAACAAGGAUGGCAUGGAAGAGAUCGAUCUGACUUGA
Messenger RNA from Ascochyta rabiei, 1170 nucleotides. RefSeq lists its product as uncharacterized. Lineage: Eukaryota; Fungi; Ascomycota; Dothideomycetes; Pleosporales; Didymellaceae. The record is from RefSeq and is a predicted model, not a curated record. The coding region runs from base 1 to 1170 and encodes 389 amino acids. The transcript has 5 exons.